GGGCCACGCCGCGCCCAGGGGCGGACCCUGGCCAUUUCCUCCCACUCAAAGCAGCGGCUGCGGACGCUGCAAGGCCGCCUCUGCGUCUGUCUUACUGCGGGGCGCUUGGGGCCUCCCGUCCCUCUCGCAGCGCAGCCCGCCGCCGCCAUGGCCAAGCCCCUGACCGACCAGGAGAAGCGGCGGCAGAUCAGCAUCCGCGGCAUAGUGGGCGUGGAGAACGUGGCCGAGCUGAAGAAGGGCUUCAACCGGCACCUGCACUUCACGCUGGUCAAGGACCGCAACGUGGCCACCCCCCGCGACUACUUCUUCGCGCUGGCGCACACGGUGCGCGACCACCUGGUGGGGCGCUGGAUCCGCACGCAGCAGUACUACUACGAGAAGUGCCCGAAGAGGGUUUAUUACCUUUCUUUGGAAUUUUACAUGGGCCGAACCUUACAGAAUACCAUGAUCAACCUUGGCCUGCAGAAUGCCUGUGAUGAGGCCAUUUACCAGCUUGGAUUGGAUAUAGAAGAGUUAGAAGAAAUUGAAGAAGAUGCUGGGCUUGGCAAUGGUGGUCUUGGGAGGCUUGCUGCCUGCUUCUUGGAUUCCAUGGCAACCCUGGGACUCGCAGCCUAUGGAUAUGGCAUCCGAUACGAAUAUGGAAUCUUCAAUCAGAAGAUCCGAGAUGGGUGGCAGGUAGAAGAGGCAGAUGAUUGGCUCCGGCAUGGAAACCCCUGGGAGAAGGCCCGCCCCGAGUUCAUGCUGCCCGUGCACUUCUAUGGAAGAGUAGAGCAUAGCGAGGCUGGGGCCAAGUGGAUCGACACCCAGGUGGUCCUGGCCCUGCCGUAUGACACCCCAGUCCCCGGGUAUAGGAAUAACACCGUCAACACCAUGCGCCUCUGGUCUGCUCGGGCACCCAAUGACUUCAACCUCCGAGACUUUAACGUUGGAGACUACAUCCAGGCUGUGCUGGACCGAAAUCUUGCCGAGAACAUCUCCCGGGUCCUCUAUCCCAAUGAUAAUUUUUUUGAAGGGAAGGAGCUAAGAUUGAAGCAGGAGUACUUUGUGGUGGCAGCUACCUUGCAAGAUGUCAUCCGACGUUUCAAAGCCUCCAAGUUUGGCUCCACCGAUGGUGCGGGAACUGCAUUUGAUGCCUUUCCAGAUCAGGUUGCCAUCCAGCUGAAUGACACUCACCCUGCACUCGCCAUCCCUGAGCUGAUGAGGGUUUUUGUGGAUAUUGAAAAAUUGCCCUGGUCCAAGGCGUGGGAGAUCACCCGGAAGACCUUCGCAUACACCAACCACACAGUGCUCCCAGAAGCCUUGGAGCGCUGGCCUGUAGAGCUGGUGGAGAAGCUCCUUCCUCGACAUUUGCAAAUCAUUUAUGAGAUAAAUCAGAAGCAUUUAGAUAAAAUUGCGGCCUUGUUUCCUAAAGAUGUCGACCGUCUGAGAAGGAUGUCUCUGAUAGAAGAGGAAGGAGGCAAAAGAAUCAACAUGGCCCAUCUUUGCAUUGUGGGCUCCCAUGCUGUGAAUGGUGUGGCUAAAAUCCACUCAGACAUCGUAAAGACCCAAGUGUUCAAGGAUUUCAGUGAGCUAGAACCAGACAAGUUUCAGAACAAAACCAAUGGGAUCACUCCAAGGCGCUGGCUCCUUCUCUGCAACCCGGGGCUUGCAGAGUUAAUAGCAGAGAAAAUCGGGGAAGACUACGUGAAAGACUUGAGCCAGCUGACAAAGUUACACAGCUUCCUGGGUGAUGACAUCUUUCUCCGAGAAAUUUCCAAUGUGAAACAGGAGAACAAGCUGAAGUUUUCUCAGUUCCUGGAGAAGGAAUACAAAGUGAAGAUCAACCCAUCGUCCAUGUUUGACGUGCAGGUGAAGAGGAUCCAUGAGUACAAGCGGCAGCUCUUGAACUGCCUGCAUGUGGUCACGAUGUACAACCGCAUUAAGAAAGAUCCUAAGAAGUUAUUUGUGCCCAGAACAGUUAUAAUUGGCGGCAAAGCUGCCCCAGGAUAUCACAUGGCCAAAAUGAUCAUAAAGCUGAUCACUUCAGUAGCAGAUGUGGUGAACAACGACCCCAUGGUUGGAAACAAGUUGAAAGUCAUCUUCUUGGAGAACUACAGAGUGUCUCUUGCUGAAAAAGUCAUUCCAGCUACAGAUUUGUCGGAGCAGAUUUCCACGGCAGGCACCGAAGCCUCAGGAACGGGCAAUAUGAAGUUUAUGCUGAAUGGGGCCCUGACCAUUGGAACCAUGGAUGGGGCCAACGUGGAGAUGGCAGAGGAAGCCGGGGAAGAGAACCUGUUCAUCUUUGGCAUGAGAGUAGAUGACGUGGCUGCUUUGGACAAGAAAGGGUACAAGGCAAAAGAAUAUUACGAGGCACUUCCAGAGCUGAAGCUUGCCAUUGAUCAAAUUGACAAUGGCUUCUACUCUCCCCAGCAGCCUGACCUCUUCAAAGACUUAAUCAACAUGCUAUUUUACCAUGAUAGGUUUAAAGUGUUUGCAGACUACGAAGCCUAUGUCAAGUGUCAAGAAAAAGUCAGUCAGCUGUAUAUGAAUCCAAAGGCCUGGAACGCGAUGGUACUCAAAAACAUAGCUGCCUCGGGGAAAUUCUCCAGUGACCGAACAAUUAAGGAAUACGCCAGGGACAUCUGGAACAUGGAGCCUUCAGAUCUUAAGAUUUCCCUAUCCAGUGAACCUAGCAAUGGGGUAUACAAGGCCAAUGGAAAGUUAGAGAAAUAACUGGGAGAAAGGGAACUUUUUUGGCGUCACAACCCACUUGGAUGUGUCAAGGUGAAUGAUUGAUGGCUCCUCACUGCUGCCUCGUUCCUCUGAGUGCUGGGUCCCAGAUCGCUAGUGCUUCUCAACAUAAGCAUUUGAUGAAUAAGCAUUUGAAUCCAUCUCCUUACCCUUCUACACAGCAAAACUUAUUUCUAAGAAUACUUUUGGAAGCUAAAGGAAAAUAAGUUCCAGAAGUGGCCUUUCAGAACCAAGGAUAAAAUAGUCAUGUUCACUAAACUGAGAACUGCCUGGACCCUGUCCACUUUGCCGUGAAGUGUAAGAUGAAGGACAGGAGAGACUCACAGUCCUGCAGGUACAAGAAACCUUUUGUUUUCCCAAAAUAUCCAUAUUGUCUACACUCUAUUAACUACAUUAAUAAACAGACAUAAAGAUGAUUCAAAAGACAGCGGA
Molecule: messenger RNA, 3162 nt
Organism: Rhinolophus ferrumequinum (greater horseshoe bat)
Lineage: Eukaryota; Metazoa; Chordata; Mammalia; Chiroptera; Rhinolophidae
Gene: PYGL
Product: glycogen phosphorylase L
Exons: 21
Coding region: 148-2712 (854 amino acids)
Biological process (GO): glycogen catabolic process
Cellular component (GO): cytoplasm
Molecular function (GO): glycogen phosphorylase activity; pyridoxal phosphate binding
Source: RefSeq, a predicted model, not a curated record